AGAGUGAAAGUAAAAGGAAAGCUAAAAAGAGCAGAGUAGCCUCCACUGCACCACCAUCAUAUUUUGGCUUUAUAAAAAAGCCAUAGAACUCAUUAGAACUUCCCCCUUUCCCCUUUCUUCUUCUUCUCUCUCAUUUCAUUUCCUUGAUUAUAGCUUUCAAUUAAUGGGCUUCUACGCUGAAGAUCCUCUCUCAGGCUUGACAAUAGGCCAGGCCAUAUAUGAGGUAGCUCUCAUGAUUGCAGUUCUGAGAUGGGUCUUGUGCUUGAUCUUCAGAGUGAUCAACGACAGAAGAACAACACAAUCCGACGAGACCCCAACACCAGAACCAUGUUCUCAGAUGACAAGGGACAAGGACAGCAUUCUUUUGCUGACGACUUUCGGAGAGAUUAAGGAGAGGCUUCCAGAGACAGAGGAGACGUGUGCGGUGUGCCUGAGCCAGCUGAGCGUGGAGGACGAGGUUAGGGAGCUCAUGAACUGCUACCACGUGUUCCACAGAGAGUGCAUAGACAGAUGGUUGGAACACGAACACGAGAAUCACAGCGCCACGUGUCCUAUCUGCAGGGCUCCUUUGCUCAGUUCUUCUUGCCACCACAGCUCUGCCACGUGUCUGCCUCCUCCUCAGCCUAGUUGGGCUGUGGAGAGACUCCUCUAUCUCUUUGGAGAUGAUCUGCUUCCUUGUUAGUUACUUGUUUUCUUUGUAGAUUGUGCAGAAAAAAAAUAGUUUAGGGGAUUCAUUAUUUGUUAUGUUUAUCAUCUGAGCCUUGUAAUUGUUGCUUGCUGCCACAAAAUAACUAAACUAAGACACAAACUAGCUUCCUGUUUGUGUGUGUGUAUAUACAUAUAUUUUUCACAUUUGACUAAUAUUAAUGUUGCCUUUAAUCUCUUCAA
Molecule: messenger RNA, 888 nt
Organism: Glycine soja
Lineage: Eukaryota; Viridiplantae; Streptophyta; Magnoliopsida; Fabales; Fabaceae
Product: E3 ubiquitin-protein ligase RHA1B-like
Exons: 1
Coding region: 164-682 (172 amino acids)
Biological process (GO): protein ubiquitination
Molecular function (GO): ubiquitin protein ligase activity; zinc ion binding
Source: RefSeq, a predicted model, not a curated record